CUCACGGGGGUCUUUUUUCCCCCCUUUCUUUUUUAGCCGGGUGGGUGGGGGUCGCAGAAAAGCGUUCGCGCUAAUCUGAGGCGUUUGUCGGCGGCAGUGGAGGUCGGAAGCUCGGGAGCGGCGUCUCUGUCUCCCCCUCCUGUCCUCAGCCUGCGUUUCCCUCUUAUUUUCCAGUCAGGCUCUCGCAGUUUAAAAUGGCGGCGUUGAGCAGCGCCGAGUCCCCACCGCCCGUCUUCAACGGAGACACAGCGGAGCGGGAGUCCGGCAGGGAGCGAGGCCUGGACGGACUGGCCGCGGGCUUGGACUCCGCCAGCCCGUCGGGGAUCCCCGGAGGUCCGCAGGAUGAGGAGAUCUGGAACAUCAAGCAGAUGAUCAAGCUGACACAGGAGCACCUGGAGGCUCUUUUGGACAAGUUUGGAGGCGAACACAAUCCUCCAUCCAUCUAUUUGGAGGCCUAUGAAGAGUACACCAGUAAGCUGGAUGCGCUGCAGCAACGGGAGCAGCAGCUGCUGGAGGCCAUGGGGAACGGCGGCGACUUCUGCAGCCCCUCCCCUGUGCCAGCCCUGCUGGAGGUCAAGAUGGGAAGCCUGGGGGUCGGAGGGGGGGUCCAGUCCUUUGCCUCGGCGCCCAACAGUUUAGCGGUCCUGCAGACUCCCACAGACGCCGUCCGAGGCAACCCUCGGUCCCCACAGAAGCCCAUCGUCAGGGUCUUCCUGCCCAACAAGCAGAGAACAGUGGUUCCAGCCCGCUGCGGGAUGACGGUGAGAGACUCCUUGAAGAAGGCUCUGAUGAUGAGGGGACUCAUACCCGAGUGCUGCGCCGUCUACAGGAUACAGGACGGAGAGAAGAAGCCCAUAGGCUGGGACACCGACAUCUCCUGGCUGACGGGGGAGGAGCUGCAUGUGGAGGUGCUGGAGAACGUGCCGCUCACCACUCACAACUUUGUGAGGAAGACCUUCUUCACUCUGGCCUUCUGUGAUUUCUGCAGAAAGCUGCUCUUCCAGGGUUUCCGCUGUCAGACCUGUGGCUACAAGUUCCACCAGCGCUGCAGCACCGAGGUCCCCCUCAUGUGUGUCAACUACGACCAGCUGGAUUUGUUGCUCGUGUCAAAGUUCUUUGAGCACCACCCGUUCAGCCAUGAGGAGGUCUCCUCAGAGGGAACCACCCCCGUGUCUGAAGUCUGUCCACACCUCCCCCUCACCGACUCCACAGGGUCUAUAUGUCACCCCACUCUGUCCCCCUCCAAGUCCAUCCCCAUCCCGCCUAGUUACCGACCCAACGAGGAAGACCACCGCAACCAGUUUGGCCAGCGGGACCGCUCGUCCUCGGCCCCCAACGUCCAUAUCAACACCAUUGAGCCUGUCAACAUCGAUGACCUUAUUCGGGAUCAGGGCCUGCAGAGGUCUGACGGAGGCUCCACUACCGGUCUAUCGGCCACGCCUCCAGCCUCGCUACCUGGCUCUCUGACCAACGUCAAAGUCCCACAGAAGUCGCCGUGUCAACAGAGGGAGCGCAAGUCGUCUUCAUCCUCUGAGGAUCGCAAUAAGAUGAAACCGCUGGGCAGGAGAGACUCCAGCGACGACUGGGAGAUCCCGGAAGGCCAGAUCACUUUGGGUCAGAGGAUAGGCUCCGGAUCCUUCGGAACCGUCUUUAAGGGAAAAUGGCACGGUGACGUGGCAGUGAAGAUGCUGAACGUCACCGAUCCCACGCCUCAGCAGCUUCAGGCCUUCAAGAAUGAAGUAGGCGUCCUCAGGAAAACGCGCCAUGUCAACAUCCUACUGUUCAUGGGCUACACUACCAAGCCUCAGCUGGCCAUCGUGACCCAGUGGUGUGAGGGUUCUAGUCUGUACCACCACCUGCACAUCAUCGAGACCAAGUUUGAGAUGAUCAAGUUGAUCGACAUCGCCCGACAGACCGCCCAGGGCAUGGACUACCUGCACGCCAAGUCCAUCAUCCACAGAGAUCUAAAGAGCAACAAUAUUUUCCUACAUGAAGACCUGACGGUGAAAAUUGGAGACUUUGGCCUGGCAACAGUCAAAUCUCGCUGGAGUGGCUCCCACCAGUUUGAACAGCUGUCUGGCUCCAUCCUUUGGAUGGCACCAGAGGUCAUCCGGUUACAAGACAAAAAUCCCUACAGCUUCCAGUCCGAUGUGUACGCCUUCGGCAUCGUGCUGUACGAGCUGAUGUCAGGAUCUCUGCCCUACUCCAACAUCAACAACAGAGACCAGAUCAUUUUCAUGGUGGGUCGGGGUUACCUGUCGCCUGACCUCAGCAAGGUGCGCAGCAACUGUCCGAAGGCCAUGAAGAGGCUGAUGGCUGACUGUCUGAAGAAGAAGAGGGAAGAGCGCCCCCUUUUCCCACAGAUCCUGGCGUCCAUUGAGCUGCUGGCUCGCUCUUUACCCAAAAUCCACCGAAGCGCGUCUGAGCCGUCCCUGAACCGAGCCGGCUUCCAGACGGAGGAUUUCAGCCUGUACGCCUGCGCCUCUCCCAAGACUCCCAUCCAAGCCGGUGGCUACGGGGAGUUUUCUGCAUUUAAGUAAAGUCAGCGGAUCCCAGAAGCCCCACCCUCGUCACUUCAGCUGUCACGCCCCCGCGCUGGAUUCAUUAAUCACAGAUUUAGAGGAGGAGGAGAAGAUACGAUGUUCUAAUGUGUCGCCCUGGAGAGAGUGCCCCCCCUCUCCGGGUCACCUCAGUCCCGCAUCCUCCACCGGACAGAUGGUGGUGGUGGGGGGAUCCCAAAGCAAGGAAAGACUUUGUGGAUGAAGGAAGAAGAAAAAGAGGCGGGGUCCUCAGCCCAGCCAGCUGCUUUUAAAGCGACCAACAGGGAGAAGCUCUUUGGAGGCGGAGCUUUCAGAGGCUAGUCUUUGGAGGCGGGGCUUUCGGAGGCUGGGCUUUGGAGGCGGGGCUUUUGGAGGCUGGUCUUUUGAGGCAGAGCUUUCAGAGGCUGGUCUUUGGAGGCGGGGCUUUCAGAG
Oryzias latipes (Japanese medaka) is the source of this 2972-nucleotide messenger RNA. RefSeq names its product B-Raf proto-oncogene, serine/threonine kinase (gene braf). Gene Ontology annotation, biological process: protein phosphorylation; MAPK cascade. Gene Ontology annotation, cellular component: mitochondrion; plasma membrane; cytosol. Lineage: Eukaryota; Metazoa; Chordata; Actinopteri; Beloniformes; Adrianichthyidae. Gene Ontology annotation, molecular function: MAP kinase kinase kinase activity; ATP binding. The record is from RefSeq and is a predicted model, not a curated record.